Hypanus sabinus (Atlantic stingray) is the source of this 1710-nucleotide messenger RNA. It is a transcript of the gene cdkl1, whose product is annotated as cyclin dependent kinase like 1 (CDC2 related kinase). Gene Ontology annotation, cellular component: nucleus. Gene Ontology annotation, molecular function: ATP binding; cyclin-dependent protein serine/threonine kinase activity. Lineage: Eukaryota; Metazoa; Chordata; Chondrichthyes; Myliobatiformes; Dasyatidae. The record is from RefSeq and is a predicted model, not a curated record. The coding region runs from base 577 to 1623 and encodes 348 amino acids. The transcript has 9 exons. Gene Ontology annotation, biological process: protein phosphorylation.
UCCCGCCCCAGCCAGUGCGAUUGGCGGUUCGCUCUCCAGCCGCCGAGCUUCAGCUUCGCCCCGGUUGAAGCGUAGUUGCGUAAAGAUCCCCUCCGUGUGCUGUUGUCCGCGCGUAAGGGAGGGUAUAGGUAACCAUCGCAGGAGCUCGGCAUCGACUGCUCGUGGUCAGGAACUGAGUUGGAUUAAGUCGAGCGGAGUUGAGUGAACUGGCUGGUGGGCUGACUGAAGGUGAAUACCUUCAGCUGGGCUGACUUCACCGGACUGCGCUGACAAGGGCCAGAGUGGGCUGGACUGGACUGAGCUGUACCGGGUCGCAUGGUGCUGGGCUCCUUUUGUGUUGGGCAUCUUGUCGGUGACAGCGCUCCGGUGGCGAGAAGCGGUGCCCGGCAGGGACGGAGGGUCCGGGAUUGCUGCGCGGCUCCGCACCCAAGCGCCCUUCGCGGACGGCGGACCCGAGCGUUGGCCCCGCCGGUCCCUGGACCAUUUCAGCGGGACCGUUGCUGACCCGCAGAUUUCUUCAAGCGUGCGGGGUGAACACGCCAUUUUUGUGAGGUGCUCGGGAGGUAAAUAGCCGCGAUGGAGAAAUACGACAAAAUCGCGAAAAUCGGAGAGGGUUCCUACGGCGUGGUGUUCAAAUGCAGGAAUAAAGUCAGCGGACAGAUAGUGGCGAUUAAGAAGUUCGUGGAGUCGGAGGAUGACCCCGUUAUCAAGAAAAUCGCCAUGCGCGAGAUCCGGUUGCUAAAGCAACUGAAACAUGGCAACCUUGUCAACUUGAUUGAAGUGUUCAGAAAGAAACGAAGACUUCAUUUAGUUUUUGAGUACUGUGACCACACUGUGUUAGAUGAAUUGGACCGAUACCCAAAAGGGGUACCUGAUCACUUGGUGAAGAGAAUCACUUGUCAAACACUUCAGGCUGUCAACUUUUGCCAUAAGCAUAAUUGCAUACAUAGGGAUGUUAAGCCAGAAAAUAUCUUAAUUACAAAAGAUCACAUCAUUAAGCUUUGUGAUUUUGGUUUUGCCAGGAUAUUGACUGGUCCAGGAGAUUACUAUACUGAUUAUGUUGCUACCCGGUGGUACCGUGCUCCUGAACUGUUAGUUGGAGACACUCAGUAUGGUCCUCCAGUGGAUAUUUGGGCAAUAGGCUGUCUUUUUGCAGAAUUAUUAUGUGGAGCCCCCUUGUGGCCAGGGAAGUCAGAUGUUGAUCAGCUCUAUCUGAUAAGAAAAACACUAGGUGAUUUGAUUCCACGGCAUCAACAAGUCUUUAGUUCAAACCAGUUCUUCAAUGGAGUGAGCAUACCAGUGCCAGAUAAUUUGGAAACUUUGGAAAUGAAGUUUGCAAAUAUUUCUCAAAAUGCCCUUGGAUUAAUGAAGGGCUGUUUGAAAAUGGACCCUGACGAUCGUCUAAACUGUGAGCAGUUGCUGGAUCUCCCUUACUUCAACAACCCUAGAAGAGAAAAGGAAAUGGUCAAACAAAAACCUCUCAAAAGACGUGUGAGACAACCAAACAGAAAUGUACCGGUAAUGCAGUAUUUACCACAUCUUACUGGCAGCAAUAUCUUACCAUCCAUGGAAAGCAAAGAUUACUUCAAGAAGAAAUAUAAUUACCAUCUACCAAACAUUUGACUAAACGGGAUGCAUAUCCAAUCAAGAAUUUACCUGAAAAGAUGCUCUGAGGGAAGUGUACAAACUAUUGUAAAGUGAGGGCUUGGA